Molecule: messenger RNA, 813 nt
Organism: Colletotrichum lupini
Lineage: Eukaryota; Fungi; Ascomycota; Sordariomycetes; Glomerellales; Glomerellaceae
Exons: 7
Coding region: 1-813 (270 amino acids)
Source: RefSeq, a predicted model, not a curated record
AUGGCGGAUUCUCGUUUUCCCGCCUGGCAGUCGAUGCAAGAGGAAGUCGUCCAGAAGCACAAGCUAUUCGACGGCAUGCCAUCUCGCCGGUACCCCGGCCAUAGAUGGGACGGCUCCUACGAUUCGCCGUUCCAUGUACAAAUCGGCUUGAACCAACAGUUCCCGGUUGAAGCAAAUGCAAUGGGAUUUGGAUUCCCAUGUGAUAUUUCCAAGCAUGCAGUUUCCGGAGGCUUCACCGUUGUUGUUUCCCAUAUAGAAGGACAACAUCCUUUCUACUUUGUUUCCAGAGUAUUCCUCCAUGAUUGCAACGCAAACACGGCUGAGAGCUCCACGGGGGUAGUGAAAACGAUAACGCCUAUAAUGCAGAUCUUAUCCAGCCGCAAUACGACAUCCAAUGACGUUCUCGAUGUCGUUGAUUGCACAGCGUCCAAUUCCAAAAUGGUUAGUGGCCGAUCUCACGAGCCCGGAAUUCAGCGUUUAUCGGCCGAACCACGUUCUUCGGCUCUAGCAAGUUCAAGCUUGGCAUUCUGCCCUGUCAAACGUCUUUUGACUCCAAGGCUAGACGUCUUUGGGAAGCAGAAGCUUGCUACUAGCGAGGGUGCCCCAAAAAAGGGAUUCCUCCUCAUUACAAUCCAUGGGAACGACGAAGUGGGAUUGCAAUUCUGGGCAUCUAGAUCGCUGCCACCAUCAUACAUAGCCCACAUCACGAAGCACGUCCUGUCACCCCGGCUGUCUAGGGACGAACAGCGCCCGCUCCACAAAGCUUCCUUCCUGCUCCAGCCUCCGAGCUUCAGCAGCCCCUCUCUCCUCUGA